This is a messenger RNA of Manihot esculenta (cassava), 1430 nucleotides long. Its product is annotated as putative F-box protein At1g67623. NCBI's taxonomy places the organism in Eukaryota, Viridiplantae, Streptophyta, Magnoliopsida, Malpighiales, Euphorbiaceae. Gene Ontology annotation, molecular function: protein binding. The record is from RefSeq and is a predicted model, not a curated record. The transcript has a single exon. The coding region runs from base 441 to 1238 and encodes 265 amino acids.
ACAGUUACCUUAUUUUAUAAGCAAAUUCCCUGCAUCAAAAUCAAAAGGAAUAAAAUAAAAUCAGUCAGUUUUAAAAUAGGUAUUCGAGUUGGAUUGGAUUCCUUUCCUCUUCACAUCUUUUUUAGUAUUUAAGUAGGAAAUUAAGUUUAAUUUGUGGUAGGAAAAAUCUAUUGUUAGCAAACGAUUAUACAGAUUAAUAAACUAAUAUGCUUUUAGUUUAAAAUUAUUAUGACGUAAAUGUAUAUUCAGCAAGCCUUUUUUGGGAAGAAAUUAAAUACAUGUAACAGAAGGAUAUCUACCUAUCAAAUCCAUGUAGGAGAAGGAUACACAUUUGGAAUAAUAUAUAUAUAGGCAAAAGAAAAAAAAAAAAAAGAACCCAUUCUCAUUCUCAGUACUCACAUACCCUCUGUUGGAUCUGAGCUCACACACCCAUCUGUGUAAUGGAAAAUCUAAACCCAAUGAGGCAUAUAACCAAGUGCAGAAGAAAGAAUUAUCAUCAACCUUUCAAGUAUGUUCCUAAAGAGCUUCUGACGGAAAUUCUUGCUCGAGUUGCCUCCUCAUCGGUUACUGAUCUCGUCAAUGCCAAAGCAUGUUGCAAGGAGUUUCUUGAAGCUGCAUCAGAAGAUUACAUUUUUGAGCGUGUAACGCUCGAUUCCUUCCCUGUCAUUCCUUGGAAGAUCAGCUAUCGUGUCUCUUCUUUCUUAGAGAGGUGCAAGAAGAGUGGGAACCCAGAAGCCUUGUUUAGACAAGGAAUGAUUGAUUUCUUUAGCGCUUUGAAACAUGAUUCUGGUCUCAAAAUGUUAGAGAGAGCAGCAAGCAAAGGGCAUGUAGAAGCUACAUACGUAUAUGGCAUAUUACUUGUGUGCCAUGGUGCUGAACUUAGAAACAAGGGAGUGAAGCUACUUUCUGAUUUGAAGAGAUCAAAAUCAAGCUUGGUUAUCACAGAAUGUAGAAAGAAAGUGCAAAGAAUUACUUGGGGCAUGUGGGUGAACAAUUACGUGGUUGGAAUUGGACCAGCACAAGAAGAAGAGUACAUGAAGAAGAGAAAGACUUGCAGCUCCUGUAAUUCUAAGUUAGCAAUGUGUUCUUUUACUACUGAUCAGUCUAAACCUAGAGCAGGAUGGACUUCUUCUGAUGAAGAUUUUGAAGAUGACCCUUUCUCUUGUGAUUCUUGUUUAUGGGACCUUGAAGCAACUCUCUUUUGUAAGAGCUUAAGAAGCGGAAGCUAUAGACUUUAAGGAUUAUUUUGAAAAAUAUGUAUUAUUGAUGAAAAGUAAAUUAAUAGUCAUUGGUACCUUGGUAUACUCCCGUUUUCUACAUUCUCCAUUUUUUCGAACACUGUGAUUCUAAUAUUGGUGCCGUAUUUCGAUUUUUCCUUAUUGAGGUUAUCUUGUUGCUAUUACAGGUCUUGGUAAAUUAUGCCAGGUCAU